This is a messenger RNA of Cuscuta campestris, 1463 nucleotides long. The record is from the annotation of a GenBank genome assembly. NCBI's taxonomy places the organism in Eukaryota, Viridiplantae, Streptophyta, Magnoliopsida, Solanales, Convolvulaceae.
GUUGUUCUACUUUUUUAUUCAUCAGUUUUUGCUAUCAAUAAUAAAAAGAGUAUUAUUCAUUCCUUCAAUUAUCAAUCUUUCUCCAGAUUUCAGUUUGCUCAUCUUUUCUUUUUUCAACAAGUGGUAUCAGAGCCAUUCAUUUGUGAGAGAUCACAUAUUAUAGCUUUGUGAGAAUUCUUGUUGUCAACAAAAUGACGGACCUACAAGUUGUCAAUGGUAUGAAGAAGCUCAACAAUAACAAUUAUAAUAUGUGGUCAACGUGCAUGAUGUCUUACAUGCAAGGGCAAGACCUGUGGGAGAUAGUCAACGGUAAUGAGGUGGUUCAACCCAUUGAGGAUGCAAAUGGAUCCUUACGGAAAUGGAAGAUCAAGGCAGGAAAAGCAUUGUUUGCCUUGAAAACAACAGUUGAAGAAGAGAUCCUUGAGCACAUCAGAGAUGCUGGAACACCAAACGAAGCUUGGGUUUCACUAGCCAGGUUAUUUUCAAAGAAUAAUAAUUCCAAGCUCCAACUUUUGGAGAGUGAGUUACUCUCUGUUUCACAACGUGAAAUGACGGUUGCACAGUUUUUUCACAAGGUGAAAACGCUGUGUCGGGAGAUUUCUGAGUUAGAUCCAGAAGCCGCCAUCAAAGAUGCCAGGAUAAGACGCAUCAUCAUCCAUGGUCUCAAACCUGAAUAUAGAGGUUUUGUUGCUGCUAUACAAGGAUGGCCAGAACAACCAUCACUUGUUGAAUUUGAAAAUAUGUUAGCUGAUCAAGAGGCGUUAGCUAAACAGAUGGGAGGAGUCUCGCUAAAGAAAGAAGAAGAGGCACUCUACGUUAACAGAGGAAGACAUAAUUCAAAGCAGCAUACUGGUGGAUCUAAGAAAAGUGAUGAAGAGACGAGGGAUCGUCAAAAUGAAAGGAAAAGCCGUGGAGGUGGAGCUUGGAAAAAUCAAAAACAAGGAAGAAAGUUUGAAGGAAUGUGUUUUAAUUGCAACAAAAAGGGACACAUGGCAAAAGACUGUUGGUCAAAGAAGAAGACUGUAGAAGGCAAUACCGCCACUUCUACAGUAGAGAAAGAGUGGGAUGCUGAGGCAUUCUUUGCUACCGAUGAAGCUGAGGUGGCAUUGUCUGCCACAACAAGUCAGAUUGACUAUGGAAGUGACUGGAUUGUUGAUUCAGGUUGCUCGAAUCACAUGACCGGUGACGAAAAGAAGUUGGAGAAUUUAGCAGAUUACAAGGGAAAUCGUGUGGUGGUAACCGCAGAUAACUCAAGGUUACCGAUAGCACACAUCGGUAACGCUACAGUAUCUCCUCAGUCUGGUGGUAAAUAAUUAUCACUAGAAAAGGUCUAUCAUGUCCCAGGAGAGUGACAGUUUGUGGCUGACCUACUUUUGUGGGAUCAGAAGAUAGAUUUAGUCAAGGGUGCUUAUUUUAUGUGGCUCUUAUUUAAUUAGUUUAUAUAAUAAUUUAAUUAGUUCCAG